AUGAUUGAUUGUGUGUUAACAGUGAUCUCGCAUCACGAUUCACUUUCAAAUGAAGUGCUUGCUACAGUGAAAAGUUUUAUUGAAAAAACUCUUGGUGUUGAGUCUUUGAAAAUAGCUACCAAGCAAUUAUCUACACGUGCACAUGAUUUCCUCAUAACAAUAAAGGAUCUUGACAGGAGUCGAGAUUUAGUCAGAUUCCAGUGUCUCAAACAAGAAUAUGAUUUGAUAUUACAGCCAGUUGCUAAUCGUCAAAACAAAAAGUUGUUUAUCUUUGAUAUGGAUUCUACUUUGAUUUACCAAGAGGUUAUCGAGCUCAUAGCGGCUUAUGCAGGUAUCGAAGAUAAAGUUGCUGAAAUCACCGAGAGAGCAAUGAAUGGCGAAUUGGAUUUCAACGAAAGUUUGAAAGAAAGAGUUCAACUUCUACGCGGUAUCAAUUCCACCACUAUCUGGAAAGAAUUAGAACAAAAAAUAGAAAUUACCAAUGGAGUCAGGCCCUUGGCAAAAGCUUUGAAAAAACUUGGUUGUAUAUUGGGUGUUUGCUCUGGUGGUUUCAUUCCAUUGGCACAACACGUGAAAGAACAAUUGGGUUUGGACUAUGCGUAUGCUAAUACUUUAGGUGUAGAUGAAGAUAAUGUGUUGAACGGUGAAACAAUCGGCGAUAUUGUAAAUGGCGAACGAAAAGCUGAGCUCUUGUUGGAAAUAGCAAACAAGCACAAUAUUGCACCCAAAGAUGCAGUUGCUAUAGGCGAUGGAGCCAACGAUUUAAAGAUGAUGUCUGUUGCUGGGUUUGGUAUUGCAUGGAAUGCAAAACCAAAAGUCCAAUUACUUGCACCUGCAUGUUUGAAUACAAACACAUUAUUGGACGUAUUAUACAUCAUGGGACACACUGAAGAGGAUAUCAAGCUCCUUGUUAAUUAA
This is a messenger RNA of Lodderomyces elongisporus, 918 nucleotides long. RefSeq names its product phosphoserine phosphatase (gene SER2). Gene Ontology annotation, molecular function: magnesium ion binding; L-phosphoserine phosphatase activity. The transcript has a single exon. Gene Ontology annotation, cellular component: cytoplasm. Gene Ontology annotation, biological process: L-serine biosynthetic process; dephosphorylation. NCBI's taxonomy places the organism in Eukaryota, Fungi, Ascomycota, Pichiomycetes, Serinales, Debaryomycetaceae. The coding region runs from base 1 to 918 and encodes 305 amino acids. The record is from RefSeq and is a predicted model, not a curated record.